AGCGCGCCCCCCCUGGCCGAGGAAGGUGAGCGAGUGUCUGGAGGGGAGGACUCGGGAGCGCGACCAGCCGAGGGAUCGAUCGGAUUAAACUCGAUUUGAGUGAAAUUAACACAAAGGAGAGAAGAGCAACGCACACUAUUCGGCGAGGUCGCGGAUGUUAGACACGCCGGAGAAAUAUUUCAUGAAAAACAAACUUGAACUUUUUUUUCCCUCUGUUUAUUUAUAUUCCAAACGAAAAAGGACCACGGUGGAUUUUUUUUUCAAGCAAGCGGAGAUACUAACGAGGAGUUGAUUUGAUAAAAAGCCCGAAGUGACCGAGCUUGUUGGGAACCUUAAUGAGGACCAUGGAGUGGCAAGCUUCAAAUUAGCAGCUAGCUGAUUAGCUCCUCACUACACAACACCUCCCUCUAUCCAGUCCCCUCCAUCUGUGGGCCCCUACACCCAGCCAUGGCGGACCCAGGGAUGUUGAGUUUAUUUGGGGACGAUGCAGGGUUGUUCUCAGAUGGACUAGAUAGUUUAGGGGACUGCUUUCCUCAGCAACCGACCCCUGCCCAGUCCAACCCUCUAGCCCAGCCAGCUAAUUCUUCUCUGAAUCAUGAGCACCAAGGGAACCGUGCUUUCCACCAGGGGAUGAUCCAUGGCACUGGUCCCAGCCCAGGGCAGCCAAAAAUGGGGCAAAUGUACGACCAUGGCCCUUACACAGGCUACGAUCAACCUGGUGCCCCUGGAGGACGAAUGAUGGCCCAGAAUGGUCCCAGCCAGGGGCCGACAAAUGUGAACACGGCCAUGAAUGGCAUGGCUUCCCACUACCAUAAUAACCCAGCUAACUCUAGCAACCCCCACCAUGGGUACCCUGGUGAUGCUGGGGGAGGAGGAGGUGGAGGUGGAGUUUGGGGCCAGCAGCAGCAGCAGCAGCAGCAGCAGCAGAGCAGAUCAGCUUAUCAGCAGCCUCCCACACAGCCAGGGGGCGGCCCCAACCAGAUGGGAGGCUACCAGAUGUCUCAAGGCAACUAUGGUGGGAUACAAGGCCCACCAACACCCAAUGCAGCUCGCAUGAACCAACACUACCCUUCACAGAGCAUGGCACACCCACCUGCUCAGGACCCAUCUCACUACCUGGGACAUGUUGGAAUGGGGACGGGGCAGAUGAGACACCCUCAGCCCCAACCACAACCACAGGGAUACCCCAACAUGGGCCACACACCCAGAUACCCACACUCUCCCUCCCGACAGGCUCCUCACCCGCAUCAGCACCAACAAGGCAUAGGUGGGUUUGGUGGUGCCCAGUACCCUGGCUAUCAGGCCCAGUAUGGAGCCAUGGGACCUGGGAUGGCCCAGGGUACUAAUGCAAACAUCAAUGCUAAUGCCAGCCAGGCCAUGGGACAAGGGCAGCUUGGCCAGAGGUUUAACCAGGGAUCAGGCCCAGCAGCAGGACAACAGGGCCAGCGAUACCCCCCUGGACCACCUCAUCAAUCCCAGCCCCAUCAGACCCAUUCUGCCCCAAUGCAACAGCAGGCAGGGCAGCAGGGCCAGCCUAUGCACCCCCUGAACCAUCCCCAGAAUCUGCAGCAGCCCCAAAACCAGCCCCAGUCCCACCUUGCCCCCCCAGCUCAGGGAUCUUACCCCUCCCCCUCAUCCAUGUCCCCCAUGCGGGUUUUGGGAACCCCAACACCUCCUCCUCAACAGGGCAGACCCCCUAGUGCAGGACUAGCUGGACCCCAAGAGGUUGCAGGAUACACAGCCCUGCAGUCUCCACCCAACGCUAUGGCCCAUCCACAGAGACCUCCCCAAACACCUCUGUCUGCCCCACACCCUCAGCACCAGCAGCCCCACAACAUGCCUCCCAGUACAGGACAGAUGUAUCCCGGCAUGGGGCCACAGCGUAGUGCACAAUUGGGUCCAAACCGGCCUCAGCUCCAGCAACAGCAAGGGCCUCAUGAAGCUCCAGUAAGUCAGGGGGGAGACCAGCGUCUUCUACAGGCCCAGCAGCAGGCCUCUCGCAGUGGGCAGCCCCUGCAGCCUGCUCCCAUGGGUUUCCAGGGUCCACCUGUCGGUCAACAUGGAGUUCCAGCCCCAAACCAGGGCUUAGCACCGCCUGCACAGAAUGCUCAGACGCAGCACACACACCUGCCCCCCCACCCUCAUCACUUGCAGAGCACGCCCUCUCCCCCCAAUCAGGCCUCCCACCCGUGGGCAUCUCUGCCUCCUGCCUCCCACCCGCUCUCCUCACCCCCUCUUACCCCACAGAAAGUGCCUCACGUACAGCAUUCCCCCACCGACUCAGCAGGUGACGCCUCCAUGACGAUUCCUGACAGGCCCACAGUCGCUGGUGCCCCUGGCCAGCCUAUCAGCACAGAGCAGGCCAUCAUCCAGGAGACCAAGCCAAAAAAGAAGAGAAAGAAGAAAGCAAAAGUACUGGACAGAGAGGAAGAAGAGGGGGGAAAGAAGGUAGAAGGAGAGGAAGACAAGUUGGAAUUUCCUGGAACAGGAAGUGAUGCAGGUGAACAGGUUUCUGGCACAGGAUUUUUAGAGGGAAGUUCACCACUGGUGGAGGAGAAGAAAAAGCGAAAAAAGAAACCAAAGGAGAAGGCAGAGGGCAAGGAGCCCAAAGAGCCCAAGACCCCGAAGACGCCUAAAACACCCAAGACCCCCAAAGAGCCCAAGGAGCCCAAGGAAAAGAAAACCAAGAGCUCCACGCCCAAGACGAAGACCCCCAAGAAAACCAGCAGUAAGAAGGUUGAGUCCGAGGGCGGAGCUAGCGCUGCUAAGAAAGAUUCCAAGAGGAAGAGAGAGUCGUCAGUCAGUGAUGACGUGGAGGUGAAGUCUCCACCCCCCUCACCACCUGAAGAGGACGAUGAUGAUGGUGUACAGAAGCGUCGUUCUAGCCGUCAGGUGAAGAGGAAGAGGUACACAGAGGAUCUGGAGUUUAGGAUCUCAGAGGACGAUGACAGUGGCGACGACUCACCGGCGCCUAAGUCUCCAUCGUCGUCAUCACAACAGCAGGAUGUGGCUGAGGCUGAGGGCCCUGUCGUGGAGAAGAUCAUGGGCAUGCGUACCACCAAGAAACCGCUGGAGUCGGGGGAAGAGGUGGAGGUGGAGGAAUUCUACGUCAAGUUCAAGGGCUUUUCAUACCUCCACUGUCGCUGGGCAGAUUUAGAGGAGCUGGAGAAGGACAAGAGAAUACACCAGAAAGUCAAGAGGUUUAAGGCCAAGCAACAGCUCAACAGCUUUAUCACUGAGAUGGAUGACGAGCCUUUUAACCCGGACUAUGUGGAGGUGGACCGUGUCCUGGACGUUUCAGAGAGCACAGAUGAAAACGGAGAGACCGUGACCUUAUAUUUGGUGAAAUGGUGCAGUCUGCCUUACGAAGACUCCACCUGGGAGCUGAAGGCCGACAUUGACCAGUCCAAGAUAGAGGAAUAUGAACGCAUUGCAGCACGCACACCCAACACCAAAAGAGUGGAUCGGCCUCCUGCAGCCGACUGGAAAAAGCUGGAGGGCUCCAGGGAAUACAGGAACGGCAACGCACUCAGGGAAUACCAGCUGGAAGGCCUCAACUGGCUAACCUUCAACUGGUACAACUCACGUAACUGUAUCUUGGCUGAUGAGAUGGGUCUAGGGAAGACCAUCCAGUCCAUUACAUUCCUCUAUGAGAUUUACAUGAAGGGCAUUGAGGGGCCGUUCCUGGUCAUUGCCCCACUCUCCACCAUCCCCAACUGGGAGCGGGAGUUCAGGACCUGGACCGAACUCAAUGCUGUGGUCUACCACGGCAGCCAGGCCAGCCGCAAGACCAUCCAGGCCUACGAGAUGUACUACAGAGAUGCACAGGGUAAGAUAAUAAAGGGAGUGUAUCGAUUCCACGCAGUGAUAACAACCUUUGAGAUGAUUCUGGCUGACUGUCCGGAGCUUCGCAGCGUGCCGUGGCGCUGUGUGGUGAUAGAUGAGGCCCACCGCCUCAAAAACCGAAACUGCAAACUACUGGAAGGACUCAAAAUGAUGGACAUGGAGCACAAAGUUCUGUUGACAGGAACUCCUCUGCAGAACACUGUGGAGGAGCUCUUCAGCUUACUCAACUUCCUUGAACCAGAAAGAUUCCCGUCUGAACAGACAUUCAUGACUGAAUUUGGAGACCUUAAGACUGAAGAACAGGUGCAAAAACUGCAGGGCAUUCUGAAGCCCAUGAUGUUGAGAAGAUUGAAGGAGGAUGUGGAGAAGAACCUCGCCCCUAAGGAGGAGACCAUCAUUGAGGUCGAGCUGACCAACAUCCAGAAGAAAUACUAUCGUGCCAUUCUGGAGAAGAAUUUCUCCUUCCUGUCCAAAGGAGGUGCAGGAGGAGGUGGUGGAGGAUCCAGUGUCCCCAACCUCCUUAACACCAUGAUGGAGCUGAGGAAAUGCUGCAACCACCCCUACCUCAUUAACGGAGCCGAAGAAAAGAUUGCAGAGGAGUUCAGGGACUCCCACGGGGCAGAUGUACCCGAUAUGGCACUCCAAGCCAUGAUCCAAGCCGCUGGCAAGUUAGUGCUCAUUGACAAGCUGUUGCCCAAGCUGAAGGCUGGCGGACACAGAGUCCUGGUGUUCAGUCAGAUGGUCCGCUGUCUGGACAUCCUGGAGGACUACCUCAUUCAGAAACGAUAUCCCUAUGAGCGUAUAGACGGCAGAGUUCGUGGUAACCUGCGACAGGCAGCCAUCGACCGGUUCUCCAGACCAGACUCGGACCGCUUUGUCUUCCUGCUGUGCACAAGAGCUGGAGGACUCGGCAUCAACCUGACUGCAGCAGAUACCUGCAUCAUCUUUGACUCUGACUGGAAUCCUCAGAAUGACUUGCAGGCCCAGGCUCGGUGCCAUCGCAUUGGCCAGUCCAAGGCGGUCAAGAUCUACCGUCUGAUCACCAGGAACAGCUAUGAGAGGGAGAUGUUCGACAAGGCCAGUCUGAAGCUGGGACUCGACAAGGCUGUCCUCCAGAGCAUGAGUGGACGAGAGAACGCCAACAGCGGGGUCCAGCAGUUGUCCAAGAAGGAAAUCGAGGACCUUCUGAGAAAAGGAGCAUAUGGAGCUCUAAUGGACGAGGAAGACGAAGGGUCAAAAUUCUGUGAGGAAGACAUUGACCAGAUCCUUCAGAGACGAACCCACACCAUCACCAUAGAGUCUGAGGGCAAGGGCUCCACCUUUGCUAAGGCCAGUUUUGUUGCAACAGGUAACCGAUCAGACAUUUCUCUGGAGGAUCCGGACUUCUGGCAGAAAUGGGCCAAGAAGGCUGAGCUGGACCUGGAUGCCAUCAAUGGACGGAACACGCUAGUGAUUGACACACCAAGGGUGAGGAAGCAGACACGGCAUUACAGCAGUGUCAAGGAGGACGAAAUGCUGGAGUUCUCUGAGCUGGAGAGCGACGAAGACGAGCCGAGCAAACCUUCAUCCAAACCACGACGGCCCCAAGACAAAACACAGGGCUAUCCCCGCUCAGAGUGCUUCAGAGUGGAGAAGAACCUGCUCGUCUACGGUUGGGGUCGAUGGAGGGAUAUUCUGGCUCAUGGUCGCUUCAAGCGCCCCCUGAAGGAGGCCGAUGUGGAAACAAUUUGCCGAGCCCUCCUGGCCUACUGCCUGCUGCAUUACCGUGGCGACGAGAACAUCAAGAGCUUCAUCUGGGACCUGAUCACCCCAAGUGAAGAUGGGACCACCAAGACACUGACCAACCACUCUGGCCUCUCUACCCCAGUCCCUCGGGGCAGAAAGGGCAAGAAAGGGAAGCCCCUGGCCCCGCCCCCACAGACCCCGCGAGCUGAUUGGCUGGCCAACUGCAAUCCUGACCACUUAUUGCAAGAGGAUAGCUACAAGAGACACCUGAAACAUCACUGUAACAAGGUGUUGCUCAGGGUGAGGAUGUUGUAUUAUCUGCGACAAGAAGUCAUUGGUGACCAGGCCGAGCGCAUCCUGGAAGGAGCCGACUCCAGUGAGCUGGACAUCUGGAUUCCUCAGCCUUUCCAUGCCGAGGUCCCAGCUGACUGGUGGGACCGCGAUGCGGACAAAGCCCUGCUCAUCGGUGUCUUCAAACAUGGUUAUGAGAAGUACAACUCAAUGCGAGCUGACCCCACCCUGUGUUUCUUGGAGAGGGUGGGCAUGCCGGACGCCAAGGCUAUCGCUGCUGAGCAGAGGGGCUCCGACAUGAUGGCAGAUGGCGCAGAGGGCGAGGAUGAGGAUCCAGAGUACAAGCCACUUCGUAUGCCUUUUAAAGAUGACAUGGAUGACUUCACCAACUCUCCUCUGGAUGAUAAAGAUGACACUGCGGAAGGUGAAGCUGAAGCUAAAUCAGGUGAAAACGGCCAAAGUGUGCCUGCUGUGGGUGCAACUUCGGGCUCCAAUGAGCGACUGUAUUGGCCAGCAGCCUCAGCUCUGACUGCCCGUCUGCGCCGCCUCAUCACUGCCUACCAGCGCUCCAACCGCAGAGAGCAGCUACGACAGGAGGCCCUCAACCGGCCUGAUGGCCGCAGACGGAGACGCAGGGAGUUCCUGCCUUCCAUCGCCAUGGUUACCGAUACAGGAGGAGGGGCAACUUAUAUCCAAGAUGGAACAGGGGUGUUCAUGACAGAAGGAAGCCCCUAUCUGGCUAAAGGAAGUGCUUACUUUACCAAAGGUGGGCAGUUCAUGCCAGAUGCAUCACCAGUGAUGACUGCCAGCUCCCUGAUGGCUGAUGGAGCCAUGUACUACAAGGAGAGAAGACAGAGGUGGACUCGUCGUGAGGAGGCUGACUUCUACCGUGUAGUGUCCACCUUCGGAGUUGUCUUUGACACCCAGCGUCAGAAAUUUGAUUGGACGCAGUUCAGGGCCUUUGCUCGAUUGGACAAGAAAACAGAUGAAAGCUUGGAGAAAUAUUACUACUCGUUCAUUGCAAUGUGUAAACGGGUCUGCCGAAUGCAGGUCAAAACGGAAACAGAACUUCCUGACCCAACCCUGAUCAUCGACCCCAUCACCGAGGAGCGUGCUUCUCGCACACUUUAUCGCAUUGAGCUGCUCCGCCGCAUACGAGAGCAGGUCCUCCCGCAUCCACUGCUCUCUGAGCGCCUCAAGCUCUGCCAGCCCUCCACAGACCUUCCAGAGUGGUGGGAGUGUGGCCGGCAUGACCGGGACCUCCUCCUAGGGGCCUCUAAGCACGGAGUAAGUAGGACAGAUUAUCACAUCUUGAACGACCCAACCUUGGCCUUUCUGGAGGCCCACCAGCGCUUUACCAGCCAGCGAGGGGCUGGCGUCUACAUGGGAGCCCAUGGUGAGAUCCCCAAAGCCGGGAUGGGAGCAUCAGAAAGCACCCCAGCACCCCUCCUCACCCCUGCAGAACUGGCAAGCGCUGCCGCUGCUGCCAAAAUUGCUGUUAAUGCAGCUAAAGAGGAGGAGGGAGAAGGGAAGGAGUUGAAGACUGAGGAAGGGAAAUCUGAAAUAGAGGUGAAAAUGGAAACUGAAGGAGGGGAUGUCAGUGAUGUUCCAUGUACCAAGACUGAAACUCCUGACAAACAGAAGGAAAAUGAGGGAGAGGUCAGAGAAGGGAAAGAUGAAACCGCUGCUUCCCCAAAGGAGGUGAAGAAAGAGGAGACGGCCCAGCCAAAAGCAGAAAAAGAGGAACAGGAAGAACAAAAGGGCGAGCAUAGUGGAGAGGGAGAGCAGACGCCCAAGCCAGGAGAUGACCAAGAAAAAGAUCUAACGGAAGAGAAGAAGAGUUUGACUCCUGUUGACUCGCUCAGGGACCAGAAGGAGAUGACCACUGAGAUUCCAGAACAUCCUGACUCCUCUCCUAAACCACAACCAGGCCACAAGACUGCAGAGGAGGAAGACGGAGAGGAGAGGGAGAACCCUGAGUCUCCUAAAUCUCCAAAGUCAGACACGGAGAAGAGCCCAGAGGAGGAAGAUGAAGAGAGGAUGGAUGAAGAUGACAAAUCAGAGAAGUCCUCUCAAGCUGAAGCGAGUGCUGCAUCAGAGCAGAAGAACUUUGAUGAAGAGAGUAUUGCGUCUGUGAGCACGUCGGCCCAAAAUGAAACCAGAGACGGGUUCUGCCCCGAUGACCUGCCGGAAACUUCAGCACUGCAGGCCUUACAGGAGCGCACCUACGGCUUCUCGUUCUGGCCUAAGGAUCGAGUGAUGAUCAACAGGAUGGAUAACAUUUGUGAGGCAAUUCUUAAGGGCAAGUGGCCUGUCAACAGACGCCACAUCUUUGACUUCCCCAGCAACCUGUUGCCAGGGCAUGGAUCUGCAGCAACCACAGCGGCCGUAGCUACGGCGACAGAGAGCCCUCUGCAGAGGCGGAGUCUGGCCGAGCUGACAAUGGCCGGCAUCCAUACUCCUUACAGUGGGAGCGAAGCUAAAACACUAUCUCCACAGGUUCAUGAAGACGUUCUGAGUCUGACCGUGCCUCGACAGAGGAGGAGGAGGAGGAGAAAGAUCGAGAUUGAGGCAGAGAGGGCAGCCAAGAGGCGUAAUCUGAUGGAGAUGGUUGCUCAGCUGAGAGAGAGCCACGCCGCUGCUGAGUCCCAGAGCCAGGCUAUAGACCUCACCAAGGGUAUACAUCAUCACAAGGCCUCUCCCUCAUUGACUGGCUUCCCCAGUUCGCUGGUGACUAACACCUCCCUCAAAGCCCAGAUGGAGUUGCUACAGCAAGCCCCAUCCUCUGGUCACAGGGCCAACGGUUCACUGGAAGCCGACCUUCCCAUCACGAAGAGGAGGCGGGGCCGUAGGAAAAAUGUAGAGGGUCUGGAGCUGCUGUUUAUGGGCAACAAGAGAGCAGGAGGGGAUGAUGCUGAGGAGACAAAGGUUUCAGGUGUGGAGGGAGUUCAGGGUGCCACCCGUGCCCACAGACCCCUCACCAUGGCCGAGCAGAGUCCCAGUACCAGAUCCCUCACCUCUGGCAGUCUGGAGGAGGAAGAGACGGCAGUUUCUAGCAAAGAGCUUGGAGAAUGGCUGAGGCAGCACCCAACAUACACCAUGGACAUGGCUGGAUUCACACCAAAGAGUGACGAAUUACUGCUGUCUCAGUUUUCUAAGCCCAAACAGAAGCGCCAUCGCUGUCGAAAUCCCAACAAGAUUGACAUCAACACCCUGACAGGAGAAGAGAGAGUGCCUGUGGUCAACCGACGCAAUGGACGCAAGAUGGGCGGCGCCAUGGCUCCACCAAUGAAAGAGCUUCCCAGAUGGUUACUGGAGAAUCCCGAGUUCUCUGUUGCCCCUGAUUGGACAGACAUCGUCAAACAGUCGGGUUUCCUCCCAGAGGCAAUGUUUGAUCGCCUUCUGACCGGCCCAGUAGUAAGGGAGGAGGGUGUCCGUCGUCGAGGACGGCGACCCAAAUCUGAGAUUGCCAAGGCAGCGGCUGCAGCCCAGGCAGCAGCGGCGGCUCAGGCUGCCCAGGCAUCCCUGGCCACUGCUGCUUCAUCUGCAGGAGGCAUCAACCCUCUGCUGUUGAACAGUCUGUUUGGAGGGAUGGACCUGUCUUCCCUCCAGAGCCUCCAGUCUCUCCAGUUGGCUGCUGGUUUGAUGGCCUUCCCUCCACCCAAUGACCCGAAGCAGGCUGCCGCCAGCGCUGCUGCUGCCUCCAUGCUGCCCCUCAUGCUGCCUGGAAUGGGAGGACUGCCCAACAUGGCAGCCGCCCUCCCUAACAUGUUUGGCCUUGGUGGGCUGUUUGGCGGUAACCUGGCGACAGCCGCCGCCGCCGCUGCCGCAUCCAAUUCCACUGUCACCUCUGCAUCUGGCAACACCAAUGGAACAAUGGGGGGCGAGACUGAUGAGAGGGUGGCGACAAAAAGGAAGAGAGAUGGAGGUGAAAAAGAAGAUGGAGAGGAUUGUGAUGAGGUGGGGGACGAGGAGGAGGAAGAGGAAGCAGAGGUGGAGGCUGAGAGAAAUGAAGGAGUAGUGAAGAAGGCAAAGAAGGUGGAGAAAGAGGAUGAAGGAGAAGCAGAGAAAAUGGAGAAGUCUGUUAAUGAUGUCACUACAGGUCCCCAGAUCCCAGCUGCUGAUCCAUCAGCUGAGGCUUCCAUCAAUGGUGACGCAGCUGCCCUGUUAGCUGCAGCCGGCAUGUCUGCUAAUUCUCUGGCGUUUAACCCCUUCCUCCUCUCCACCAUGGCCCCCGGCCUCCUCUACCCCUCCAUGUUUCUACCUCCAGGCCUUGCGGGGCUCAGCCUGCCCGGCUUCCCCACCGCCUCCACACUGGCCGAGCUGCAGAGCGCCAUGGCCGGCGCGCUGGGGGGCAAUGUCGUGACCACAAAUCCCCCGAGAGACGAAGAGAAGAAGGCAGGGCCAAAAGCUACAAUGGAGGAGGAGGAGGAGGAGGAGGAAGGAGGAGACAGUGACUUGGCUGAUGAGAAGGAGGUGAAAGCCGAGGAGGAGACGAGAGGUGAGGAUUCAGCCGCGGAGGACGGAGCGAUGGUAGGAGAGGAGGAGGAGGAGGAGGUGGCGGCAGCGUCGUCUCCACAAAAGGACAAGAGUGACUGAACUAAAACACAAAACUGACUGGCCUUGGACAUUUCCUCACCUCUGACUUCCCCUUCUCCUGCCCUGCUCACCACGUUUACAGGCCUCCACCACAAAUACCCAAACUAUUAUGAAUCCUGUUUUUUUUUUUGUUGUUGUUUGUUUGUUUAUUUCCUUUACAUUGUUGAUGAUUUCUCUCUCACUCUGUUAUUUUUUUUUCAGCCAGGUAUAUUUACUAUGCGUCAGAGAGGACGGAGUGUGUGUGUGCGUUAAGUAAAAUCUCUCUGAUUGUUACUGUAGUCAGGGAAAAUUCUCACAGCAGCCGCUCGGCUCUUCUUCAAAGACUGUUUCUUUCUCUCUGGUUGGCCUGUGUGCACUGUGAAAGGUGCAUCCACACUUUCCCCUCAAAUAGGACUUUACGAGGUUCCAAUAGUACUAUUAUUAUUAUAAUUAUUAUUGCUGCUUUCAGCUCUCAGAUCUUUAUUUUGUAUUUUUUGCUUCCUCCUCCUUCUUCCGUUUGGUUGUUGUUGGUUAUUGGCAGCAUCUCAUCAAAAAGAGGAGAGACGCCGGCUAGUGGCGCUUUUUCCCCAACAUCAGUUCUCGAGAAAAAUGGCAUUACAGCUGAUCCGGCUGUCUGUCUGACAAAGCUGCUGCAAAAUGAAUUGUGGGUAAUGGAGAUGAUUGAACUGUUCGGUCUCAGAGCCGAUUUUUUUUAGUUCUCACAUAUCAGACCAGGUAGACUCUGAGGAGGGCAACGAACCCGGACUGGCCUAAAACUCAGUCUCACACACUGACUACCACAACACACACUCAUAUCCCAACACAUACUUGAUCAUGAGCUGCACACGCAUGCACACUCACACAUUUCACAAGUCCACCACUACACACACACUAACCCCCUGAACCCUCUCUGUGAUUUGACUGUUUCUGGGAGGUCUCAUCCCUGCAGCUGUUUUCCUUUUAGUGUAUGUGUGUGUGCUUGUGCGUGCGCGCAGAACCAAUACUGUUAAACCCAGUCCCACACUGAAUAUUAGUCUUGAAUCUUUCCACUGCCACAUCUGAAUCCUGUCUCCCACACUCUUUUCGAGGCAGCUGGUUUAGGCUCAGGAGUAGCAGGCGGGCUGGGUCUGCCACCAGUCAGGCCUUCUGAUUGGUCCGCUUCAAGCCGCCAAAACCAGCCGUUCUCAUUUGGAGGUUUCUGUGAAGGGGUUUGGAGUGGUGGUCCACACAGGGAUGUGUUGUUUCAGGUUUAUUCUUUUAAGGGGGCACAUGAGAUGGUUGAUAUUCCUGGUUGCUGCCACAUUAAAAUCCUUUCUUUAUUAUUUUAAUUUUUAUUGUUUUCCUUCAUAUCCCGGUAGUUCAGACCAAGUGCUGCUCCCUAGUGACCUUCUCUUUAAAGACUGUUUCUCUAGUCACACACACUGACACCAGGCCUGGCCAAAACAGGACUGAGACACAUUUUCAACAGAGUUGGAAAUUCACAGGUUUCCAUAUGAAGUUCAACUCUGGUCGCUGAGGAAGUUUUAAAUACUUGAAAGGUGCAUGCGGUGCUUGAUUUGUUUCCAUUUCUGAGGCCAGUUCAAGUGUCCGAGAUGAAUCAAGCGCCACAAGUGAUUCAAAUAUUUGAAAGUGCAUUCAAACACACACACUGUGGCCAGGUCUUAUUAACAUUUGCUAUCACAGCCAGCCCAGCAGAUGUAGAGAGAGAGAAGAGGGACAGAAGGGGAGAGAUCAGUUUUGGCUCCCUGGAAGAUGGCCUCCCCAUCAAAAACCCUCGUUCUUCUCUCUAAUGCUGAGACAGCAAUAACCAAGGCAGCUUUUGAAUGUUCCAACAUCACUCUCCCAAUACACACACACACACACAUAUAUACACACACACACACACACAUAUACACACACUAUAUGAAUAACCACAAGUGUCGUAUGAAUAGAAAAACAAAACUAAAACUGUAAAUGAUGGCAAAUAAGUACUGCAAUCAAUUUUGUCUCACUCUGUUCCUGUUGAUGCACUGGUGUUUAAGAGUUAAAAUAAUCAGGUACCUUUAUUACUUAGCUACUUUUCUUGAAAAAAUGGACUUUUUGUUACUUUUAGCCAGCAAGCUGAAGAGCAUUACCUCAAAAUUCUUAUCUAGCCUUGAAGUUUACAGACAUACCAUGUAAAUGUUUUUUUCCUCUUUUUUGGUGUUUUUGUUGUUUUUUGUUUUUUGUUUUUUUUUUUUUUUGAAGACAUGUAUGAUGAAUUGUAGCUAUGAUGCUUUUAAUAAAAGUGAAUCCUGAUAUUCGCCUAGGAAACCAAA
This is a messenger RNA of Scatophagus argus, 12737 nucleotides long. It is a transcript of the gene chd7, whose product is annotated as chromodomain helicase DNA binding protein 7. The coding region runs from base 448 to 10461 and encodes 3337 amino acids. The record is from RefSeq and is a predicted model, not a curated record. Gene Ontology annotation, molecular function: ATP binding; protein binding; ATP-dependent chromatin remodeler activity. The transcript is spliced from 41 exons. NCBI's taxonomy places the organism in Eukaryota, Metazoa, Chordata, Actinopteri, Scatophagidae.